AUGGGGUAUUGGUUGGUGUUCAUGUUGUCCAUCUAUCCGGUUGCGGUCUCGUCAGAGGGUUGCAAGUUCCCGACCAGAUGGGAGGGCGUGUGGUUCCAGUCCGGUAUCCGGCAGUCGAUUGUCGUGCAGGCCAACCGGUUCAGUAUCAAAGGCAAGUGCGUGGACUCAGACGGUGACAGGUUUCUACUAUCUGACGAGAAAAAGCCGUGUUACCGGUGCGUGGUCAUUCACGAGAAACAUCACAACGUUCUCCAGUACAAAGAGACAUUUUGCAACGAAAUGGGCACGCUGAAAACCAUCUGCCCACUGAUUACCGGCGACGCUCUCCUUUACUCCAUGUUUCGGGAGUCCGGGAAUCCCAUGCAGUGCCCGUUCAAGCCACCGUAUACGUUCACAUACAACCGCGGUCAUGGUGACUGUAGGAAUCCCGUUUCCACGGUAGAGGCUUGUACCCAGGACUCGAGGCUGUUGAUCCGGUAUCAGGCUUGUCCGGAUGUCGAAGGGUCGGAAAGCGCACUCGAAGAAGUUGAAUGCAUUGCCGGUUGGAAAGAGGGUUCGUACCGGUUUCUUGUGGGUAGGGUUCACCAUAGCAACGGUAUACCAAUGUCAACAGAAGACCGGUUCAAGUGUUUCAUUUACGAGCGAACGACAUCUCAAAGACAACUGAAAGGUUCUGGUGCUUCCGGAGACGUCGAGUACAGAGUGGCACAGUCCGGCGACGCCACAUGCAGUGGCCUUUUCAGUCCUCUCGAAGGGUCCAGGACUAUGAUAUUGAAAAAAGAGACUUUUGAGACGAAAUGCAGCUUCCCGUUGUGGCUGACCGAAAACCAGAGAUGGCGGACGUUGGAUCAUGGUAAAACGUUCACUUUCCUCCAUCACCACAACAACAAUACGUUGAAGCUGGUGUCCAGCUCGUUAGAUCGUGUGUUCGCCGCGCAGACUAUACAGGCUUCACACCAGUUCUUUUACAAUCAGCCGUUGGUGGCACCUCUGCCCGGACACGAGAUGAAAUUCUCCUGUCAGCAGGAAAUGGAGGAGAUACCUCACAGGUUCAGGGUGAUGGCGCACUACGUUACUGGAUGCCAAAGCGGAUACAUUUGUUUGGACUUCCACCGUAGGGCGCACGACUUGGCAGAACUUCAAAUGGGUCAGCCGAGCAGGAGACCGGAAGACGCGUGUAACUCCCCCAACUUUGAUGCGCACGCUACGGAUUCAAUUACGCUAGUGGCUUCCAAGUCAGACUUUCGAAAUUGCCCUUAUAAAGGAAUUUACACGAUAAAAAAAGUCAGCAAAAGUAUUUCAUGGAACGAUGUAUCUUCGAUUUUACUGAGUAACACAAAUCUAAAUUUACCGGUGGACUUGUUAACUUCCGACAAUCAUCCAUCUAUUGUGUUAACUACGACGUCACCACCUUCGCCCAAACGUCACUCCUCCGAACACUACGAGAAAUCAUCGGACGAUUGGAGUGUGACGUACAAGAAGUUACAGCCUGACUUGCCAAGUCUGGUGAGGUCCAGAAAGAACAUUAGCAAGGAAUUCGAGAGGCAAUCGGAGUACGACGACGACGACGAGGUGAUAUUGCGCAGAGUCAAAAGGAAAGGCCGACGGAUUUUGAGCAGUAAAACAGUCGCCAGCGAGGAAUGCAAGUUGAACUUGACUUCGAUUGUGUUUUCUUGUGGAUCUGCUGACUCGAUAGAACUAGUGGCAGAAUGUCCUCGAUUAUCACACAUACGAUCAGCCUACAAGUGUCACGGUGGCUGGAAAGAUAACGACACGAUGCACCAGAUAAUCAGCAGUAACUUGCCGUCGGCGGCCGGCUGGAAGAAGCUGUACUGUCUUGCAUACGUCAAAUGGCCUCCGGACCGUCUGCAAGUGUUCGUGUACGCGGAUAACUGCAACCCCAACAAUAACCGCACCACGGCCACUGGGUCCGACGAAGGGCUCGUCUUGUCAUUUAACAUUUCGCUAUCGCCAUCCGGCGAAAAGCCGUGUAACGAGGUCAACGAGUCGACUGUCGUCGGGGCCACCUUGACCAUGGUAGUGGUCGCCGUCAGUCUUCUCUUCCUGCGGCAGACGGCCGCCAGAUGA
Macrosiphum euphorbiae (potato aphid) is the source of this 2088-nucleotide messenger RNA. The record is from the annotation of a GenBank genome assembly. Lineage: Eukaryota; Metazoa; Arthropoda; Insecta; Hemiptera; Aphididae.